CUGGGGCGGCUCAUCCCAUUCCGUCCCGUCCCGUCCCGUCCCGGAGCCGCUCGCCGGGGGAUGCCGCGCCCCGCGCCCCGCGGCUGAGCGGGUCCCGCCGGGGCUCCAUGGGCUGCACCGGCAGCGCCCUGCGCUGCUGCCCCGUCGGUGCCGAGAGACAGCUAAAAGCCCAGCAGCAGAGGGGAUCGGCUUCCCAGGAGCUCUCAGCCUUGAAGACACAGAAUGCCAAUGCCUGCCUGCUUCCUGAGCACGGCGAGAAGGCAGCGCGGCCAGAGGAGUGGGCGGAGAGUGCCAGAUUCCUCCGAGGCCAGGAGGAAGAGGAGGAGGAGCAGGAUGGCGGCCGGGCAGGCACUGCCAGCAUCUCCCAGGACAUCGAGAUCCAGGUGGAAAAGAGAAAAGAGCGGGAGCUGAAGGAACAGCUCGAUGCCCUGAGGAGAGAGCACACAGAAACCCUGCAAGAGCUCCAGGGAGCACACGAGCAGGAGAAGCUGCUGCUGACAGAGUCCCACCACAGGUCUGAGGCAGCCUUACAGGAGAAAAUUCAGGCACUGAAUUCCCAGCUGAAAUCCUUCCAGGACAGGAUGAAGCGGGUGGAGGAGUCACUCCUGAGAACAGACUACAAGAAGCACAUCCAGGAGCACGGGAGCCCCAGCCCGUUCUGGGAGCAGGAGCUGGAGAGCCUGCACUUUGUCAUCGAGAUGAAGAACGAGCACAUCCACGGCCUGGACAAGAAGCUGCUGCACCUGGAGAUCGUGGAGGAGAGGAACCUUCAGCUGGAGGAGAAGGUGAAAACUCUCCAGCAGGAGAACGAGGACCUGCAAGUUCGCACCCAGAACCACUUGGUCAUGGCGAGCUCUCCGAGGAGCUCCAGGCGGCCCGCGGGGCUCUGGAGAAGGAGGCGCAGCUGCUGGACCAGGCUCGCCGGGAGAAGGAGGAGCUGCUGUACCGAGUGCUGCACGCCGGGGACGGCGCCGCCUUCCCCAUGGCCACCGGCGAGGUGCCCCUCAUCGCCACGUAGCACCGGCGGCACCGGGGACUGCGGGGCUGCCCUGCGAGCCCGGGGCUGCUCGCACCGGGGCUGCUCUCACCGGGGCUGCUCGCACCAGUGCCCCCAGUCGGGGCAGGGCUCCGGGCUGGCCGAGCCCUCAGGGCGCCUCACUGACCGCAGUGAUGGAGCAUUUCACAGCAGCGAUGGAGCAUUUCACGGCAGCGAUGGAGCAUUUCACAGCAGUGAUGGAGCAUUUCACGGGACAUUUACUCCUGCAUUUCCCCAGCCCAUGUGGGGCUGCAGAGGGACCCUGGCCUCCCACCCACGCAGUCCCUGCACCCCUUGCUCUGGUGAGGGGGUGUCUGGGGGUGAAAGGGGUCAGCCAGGACACACAGACUUGCAUUGGGCCAGAUCUGACCCAGCACUUGGCUCUGAAUAUAAACAGCACCAGUGCUGCCCCAGGGCAUGAGGACAAUGAGGAGGCCACCAGGACAAGCACCAGGAGGAUGAGGACGGCACUGGGGACAUGGUGUUAACCUCACCAGGCAGGGCUCCCACCCUACUAUUCCCAUCAACUUCUCCACCUUCAGCAAAUGUCUCCCAGGUACUGCUCCUGCAGCUCAGGCAUGUCCCAGCUCACAAAGCCCUACUUGUCUCUGCUGCUCAUCAGCAGCACCACCAGUCCCAUCUCCUCCCCCAAAAGCUGGAGCAGCACAUCAGGGAGCAGAGCAUCCUCCCGGGGUACCAGGCUUUGGCAGGUCACACCCUCUGCUCCAGGCAGGGCAUCCCCAGCAGGGAAGGUGCUGCCAGCAUGGCUGUGGAUCAGGGCUGGAUGCACACAAGCACUUUCUCCUGGGUGCACCAGUGUGGUGGGAGCCACUGCUCUGGGGCUGUCACAGGCUGUCCCCUCCCUCCCCAUGACUGUUUAACCAGAGCUGUGCAUGUGGGUGUGGGUGUGCGUGGGUGUGUGUGCGUGUGGGUGUGUGUGUGUGCAUGUGGGUGUGUGUGGGUAUGUGUGGGUGUGUGUGUGGGUGUGUGUGUGCACCAGCCAAGGUGCUGCUGGCUGUAAGGAUUACAGAUCUGCAAAAAGCAGCAGCCUCAGCAAUCCCAUGUCAGUGGUUUGGGGGACUGGUGAAGGAGCAUCCCAGAGUGGGGGUUUGUGUGCUCCACACCCCAUACAGUGGGGAGAAGUGGAAGGGUGGGAGCUGGCACCACAAAGACUCAACAAAGAAGCUCCAGAUGAGGCCCUUAAGGCUGAUCCCCAUUUUCCUGCCCCUUUUCCUCCAUUUCAAUGGGCUCCCUGCUCAGGGCAGACCCGGGCCCUCCCAGCAUCAGGGCCACUGCAUCAGCCACUUCCGUCCUUUGUGCUGACCCUAAUCACAAACACAGCAGCUGAACGGGCAGCCAGGAAGGCAACGUGGAUGUGGGGUCCAGCUCUGACCCACACACGCCCAUGGGGUGGCCAUAGGGGGAAAUGGGGGAGCCUGUUGUGUCAGAACCAUGUCCCACCAGGGCACCCUCUGCUCCCCACACCAUCUGUGACUCCCUCACGUGCUGUAACACAAAGCAGGGAUAGCCCAGCAAACCCUGCCUGGCUAUGGCUGGAGGGAUCAGGAUUUUGGGACAAAGGGAUGUGAGCUGGUGGGCUCUGGGAUGGUGCUCUGGACACCUGGUACCACAUCCCAGAACCCCAGAGGCAGAUCCUGCGUGGGACUUGGAAGAAUGUGCCCGACUCUGGGAAAGGGGACACUGGGAACUGAGGAGGAGGAAUAAAUGAGUGCAGAAAAGGACUUGCACACUGUGAAGGGGGGAAAGCCUGGACCAGUGGCAGUCAUGAGGGGGAUGAUAACAGCUCAGGCUGGGUGCCCAGGUGAAAUGGAGGGUCAGGGCAGCACAAGAGGCCUCUCCACCUCAUUGUGAGCAGCUGAAGGAGCAGGGUGGGCAAGGGGCCUGUGGGGUGGCUGCAGGGAAAAGUUUCAAAAGAAAAACCA
Messenger RNA from Zonotrichia leucophrys gambelii, 2979 nucleotides. It is a transcript of the gene CCDC69, whose product is annotated as coiled-coil domain containing 69. Gene Ontology annotation, cellular component: cytoplasm; nucleus. The coding region runs from base 108 to 1457 and encodes 449 amino acids. Gene Ontology annotation, molecular function: microtubule binding. The record is from RefSeq and is a predicted model, not a curated record. NCBI's taxonomy places the organism in Eukaryota, Metazoa, Chordata, Aves, Passeriformes, Passerellidae. The transcript is spliced from 9 exons.